AAUGCAAACUUAUUUUUUGGCGGCUGUUCUAGGCCAUCGUACUUAUUUAGCAUCGUUGAAAUGAUAUUAGUUAUUGAUCCAGUUAGCAUUAAAAUGGCGGAGCUGGUUGACGUACGGGACGACGAAGGGCAUUUUAUGAAAUUGAAAAAGUAUGAUGGCAGAUACUAUGGCCAACAUUUCGUUGGCAAUGUCAAGGACCAUCUGGCUGCAAUAGACUCGAUGGACGUCAGAGAUGAUGACACUUUCAUUCUCUCAUAUCCAAAGUCAGGAACUCAUUGGGCAUUUACUCUAGCCAGCAUGCUGCGUACAGGUGAAACGGUUUACAGAGGAUCACCGACAUUCUUAGACUUCACCGAUAUGGAAACACUUGAUAAUCUUCCGUCCCCUAGAGUUUUUGCGAGUCACAUGACAUUUGACUUCAUGCCUAAACAAGUUAAGGAAGGGAAAGGCAAGGUCAUUGCAAUAUUUCGGAACCCAAAGGACGUUUUCACGUCACUCUACACAUUCGUUAAGAAAUUGGAUCAUGCUAGCUUAAAAGAUACUUACCAAACUACGUGGGAGAGCUUGCUCACCUUUUACGUUGAAGGCAGAAUUUUCUACGGUUCCUGGUUUGAAUAUAUGCAAUCUUGGGAUGAAGUGAGGAGGGAGCACAAUGGAAACAACAUAAUGUAUCUCAUUUAUGAAGACAUGAUACAGAACCUGAGCCCACAUGUUCAGAAGUUGGCAUCCUUUCUUGGAGUCACUUUCGGACCGGACUUCCCAGACAAGGUGGCUGAAAAAUGUACAUUCCGGAAUAUGGCUGAAGAGGCCACAAGAACAUUCACACCAUCCGACCAGUGGGAGAAUUACACAAACAAUAAAACACUUCCCAUCUACCGGAAAGGUGCAGUCGGAGACUGGAAAAACUAUUUUACAGUUGCGCAAAACGAACAUUUUGACAAAGUGUACAACGACAAAAUGAAAAAUUCAACUUUUGGAUUUCGAUUUGAAUAACAGUGUUAUAUUUUAAAUCUGAAUUAGCGUGUUAGAAAGGCAUCAAAUACUUUUAUAUCAUAGCAGAACACGACUGUAAAACAAGGAUUGCCAUUGAAAUAGUGUCUGUAUGCUUAUAGUUGUUUAGCACUCUAAAUCAAAUACGUAUCAUUUCUCUUAUAAGACAAUACUCAGCAGAAAAAUGUUUAUACCCUCGAUCAGCAAACUGUUGUGUGGAGUUGUGUAUGUAUAUUUCAGCAUCCUAUAAAUAAAUGUUUA
Molecule: messenger RNA, 1251 nt
Organism: Mizuhopecten yessoensis (Yesso scallop)
Lineage: Eukaryota; Metazoa; Mollusca; Bivalvia; Pectinida; Pectinidae
Product: sulfotransferase 1A2-like
Exons: 5
Coding region: 61-993 (310 amino acids)
Biological process (GO): sulfation
Cellular component (GO): cytoplasm
Molecular function (GO): sulfotransferase activity
Source: RefSeq, a predicted model, not a curated record